GGUGUGGGUCUUCAUCCCAGGAUGCAAGCGUGCGAGGGCAGCGCAGCCGGACGCCGGGCCUUCGACAGCAUCUGCCCCAACAGGAUGCUGGACCUGUCGCGGCGGACCCUCGGCAAGCCCGGGAAGCCAGAGAGGAAGUUGGUUCCUCCGUGGAAGUCCUUUUCGGGAUGCGGUGGCGGCAGCCCAGUGUCGGUGUACGAGGACCCUCCGGACGCAGAGCCCGCCCCACUGCCAGCUCUCACCACCAUAGACCUGCAGGACCUCGCCGACUGCACUUCGCUGCUCGGAACCGAAGCGUCUCCUAGUGGCGAUUCGUCCCCAUCGCAGAACCCCUCCUUGCAAACCGAAGAAGACUUCGACCUGCAGAAUUUCAGAGAUGCAGUGGAUGACCUCAUUGCAGAUUCAUCCUCUUUGAUGUCGCCUCCCCUGACCAACAGUGACUUUCCCUUUUCUCCUUGUGAUGUUUCGUCUUUUGGGUCCUGCCUCUCCCCAUCGCUGGACCCACCUGCCUUGGGGUCUCCAGACCUGCCGCCACCACCAACGGAGCAGUACUGGAAGGAGGUGGCUGACCAGAACCAGAGGGCACUGGGGACUGCUCUCAUAGAGAAUAACCAACUGCACGUGACCCUGACGCAGAAGCAGGAGGAGAUAGCCUCGCUCAGGGAGAGGAACGUGCAGCUGAAAGAACUCGCCAGCCGGACCCGGCACCUGGCCUCAGUGCUAGACAAGCUGAUGAUCACGCAGUCUCCUGCCGAGCCCUUCCAGAUCAAGGCAACAACGAAAAGGAGCCUGGAGGAGCUGUUCUGUGCUGCGGGGCAAGCAGGGCAGGGUUGCGCGGAAGUGGACGCCAUCCUCAGGGACAUCUCCCAGCGCUGCGAGGAAGCCCUGCAGAACCGUGACCCUAAGCGGCCCCGGCUGCAGCCAGAGCCAGACAGCAAGGACUGCAGCUCCAGGAACCUCCACGGCGCCUUCCGAGGACUGCGCACCGACUGCAGCGCCAGCUCGGUGAAUCUGAGCCACAGUGAGCUGGAGGAAGGCGGCUCCUUCAGCACGCCCAUCCGCAGCCACAGUACCAUCCGCACCCUGGCCUUCCCCCAGGGCAAAGCCUUCACCAUCCGGACAGUCACCGGUGGCUACAAAUUCCGCUGGGUCCCCAGCUGAUCUGGGAUGUGGCUUCCCCUAAAAUACUGCCCUGUGUAACAGCAGAGGGAAGCAUCUGCAAGCAAGUGGGCAUAGCUAGAAAUGUUUCCCACAUCUGGUUUCCAGAAUUCUCUGCAAGCAAACGCCACUCGGAAACUUUAUUAUAGUUAUUAUUUUUUUUUUUUCAGAAACAGAAAUGUCUUGAUACCUGUGCAAUGAAAAGUUCUGCUCCGAAGCCCCAUAUACUGCUUGCUUUUACACGGUGAAAUUGCGUGUAUACACACGCACACCUGCGGCUAAGCACACGCCACAGUCAAACUUAGAUGUAUUUAUUUUUUAGCGCUUUGUUUGUUUGAGGCAGGUCCAGGAGGCACAUAGACCAGCUGGACACAGACUUGCUUUUAUGAUUGCUUCUGUUUCCUUCUGCUUCCAUCUCCUGAGUGCUGGGUUACAGGUGCUCACCACCAUAUUUGACUGUUUUAGCCUUUUUGUAAGAAGAGAGAACAAUGCAAAGGAAUGAUGUGGGUUUUUUCCACUAGAGAGGAAUUAUCCCAUCACAGUCAUUUAAAGGCUUGGGAUUCAGAAUCCUGGUAUCUCGGUGUUUUGACACAUCACCCAAUUCCCCUCUGUCCUCAGAGUACACCUACCUCCUAGCUGUGUUAACUACUGGAAAAUGCUAUUUCAGUUGGAAAAAAAAAAAAAACAAAACCCACCACCACCAAAACUCCGGAAACAACUUGGCAGUUGUGGAGCAAGCUUGCACUAGGAUGCAGUGGUCAUCCCAGCACUAAGGAGACAGAGGCAGGCGGAUCUCUGAGUUCCAGGCCAGCCUGGUCUACAGAGUGAGUUCCAGGACAGCCAAAGCUAUGCAGAGAACCCUAUCUUAAAAAACAAAGAAACAAAACCAAGCAAAGCUACACAAUUAGGCAAACGCUGAUGCAGGAUAGGUUUUAAACACAGCUGUUUGAAAUAAUCAUCCUAUGACUUUGUAAGAGUUAGUUUGCGUGCUUGCUGCUUUUGGAGAGGGCUUGGACUUCAGAACCCAGCAUCCAUAUCAAUGGCUCAAAUGGGAAACUCCAGUCCUGGGGUGGGGGGUGUGGUUAUCUGACAUCAUCCUCUUCUGGCUUCUGUGGGCAUCUGUAUGUUCCGGUGCUACACACACACACACACACACACACACACACACACACACACAAGUAAAAUUCUUUUAAAAAGG
Molecule: messenger RNA, 2356 nt
Organism: Mus caroli (Ryukyu mouse)
Lineage: Eukaryota; Metazoa; Chordata; Mammalia; Rodentia; Muridae
Gene: Mcidas
Product: multiciliate differentiation and DNA synthesis associated cell cycle protein
Biological process (GO): negative regulation of DNA replication; negative regulation of cell cycle
Cellular component (GO): nucleus
Source: RefSeq, a predicted model, not a curated record